This is a messenger RNA of Protopolystoma xenopodis, 201 nucleotides long. NCBI's taxonomy places the organism in Eukaryota, Metazoa, Platyhelminthes, Monogenea, Polystomatidea, Polystomatidae. The record is from the annotation of a GenBank genome assembly.
AUGAGUUGGUUCAGUGGACGCCGUCACGCUUUACCUCGCCACUUCACCUCGACCUCGUCGGACAGAAGAGGCGACCGCUCGUCUUUCAGAAACUGCUUCACCGAGAAGACAACCACUCUUUCAGGGGCAGGCUAUGAUCACCGAGGCCUACCGAACAGAUCAGGUGAGGCUAAUUGUGCAGGAAACGCCACAGCUUCUUAG